Messenger RNA from Paramecium tetraurelia, 1101 nucleotides. RefSeq lists its product as uncharacterized. The record is from RefSeq and is a predicted model, not a curated record. Lineage: Eukaryota; Ciliophora; Oligohymenophorea; Peniculida; Parameciidae. The transcript has a single exon.
AUGGAUUAAAGGUAAUUCAAUGUGUAUUAAGUGAAAAAAAAUUCUUUAAAGUAAAAAUUAUGUAUCAGAAAAUUCUCAGAAAUUUGUCUCUUUUUUGUUGAUAAGCUUGGAAAUUAAAAGAAAAAUUAAAUGUCUCUUAAUAAUUCAGAUGAAGUAGAUGAAAAAAUUAUUCAAAUUAAGGGAAUUACCCUUUUUCCGGAUAUAUCAGUGAGGUUGGUUCUUAUAUCUCCGAAUGAAUAAUUUUUAGCUUUGAUUGUUGAAAGAGGUUAUAAUAACGUAGAAGCUAUAGAUUGUCUAUUUAAAAUUUAUGAUUUAAAAACUACAAAUGAAAUAGCUUCAGGAUAAUGGAUAAGCAUUGCUAAUUCUAAUGUGUUUUAAAAUGAGUUUGAUCGUUAUUCGACUUUUUUUUUUUAGGUUGUUUCCGACAUGCUUACAAUAGUUGACCUUAAGAACAAAACAUUAACAAACAUAAGUAUUGAGGGAAUUUAAAGAUACUUAGAUAUUGAUAACAAAGGUUACAUAUAUUUACUAAGAGGUAGUUAUGUAUAUCAAUAUUCAAUAAAUGAUAAAGAAUUCGAUGGUUACAGUUUGUUUGAUAACAUUCUAGAGUUAACCAUAUUACCCAACUUACCAAAAUAUGCAUUGGCAAUAAAAAAUAAUUCAUGGAUAAUUUUAUAAAAUAUCCUUAAAAGCAAACUAUCAAAAAGAUUAAGGAAAACUGGAGGAAAUAAAAUACACAAUUUAGAAAACUACAUUUUUGUUGAAAUCUUUGAACAAAGAGAGAAAGAUGAGGAUGGUUAUAUUACAGAGAAUAUGAAAUGUUUAAAGUUGGGAGAAAUGAGAACUGGCAAAAUAAUCAGAAAUUUAGAUUAUAAAUUUGGCAAUAACAUCAGAAUUUAAGAUUAUGAAUUUGAAUCAUUGAGGCCCCAACUUAUCAUGGAUUAAACCCAAGCAACCAUAAAUUAUGAUGAUCUUAAAUUUGAUUUAUUGAGUGGUAGAGAAAAAAAAGUACGAUUUUUGUCUGAGGAUUGUAUUAAAUAAACAAAGAAUGGUUUCAUAGGCAAGGAGGGUCAAACAUUGAGAUUUGUUAGAUUAAAUUGA